This is a messenger RNA of Schistosoma haematobium, 2356 nucleotides long. It is a transcript of the gene WDR34, whose product is annotated as WD repeat-containing protein 34. Gene Ontology annotation, biological process: intraciliary transport. Gene Ontology annotation, cellular component: ciliary plasm; cytoplasmic dynein complex. Bases 309 to 1967 code for a protein of 552 amino acids. The record is from RefSeq and is a predicted model, not a curated record. NCBI's taxonomy places the organism in Eukaryota, Metazoa, Platyhelminthes, Trematoda, Strigeidida, Schistosomatidae. Gene Ontology annotation, molecular function: dynein heavy chain binding; dynein light chain binding. The transcript has 13 exons.
AUAACUACAACUACAAUUUCUGUUAGUCCAUAUUUCAAAAAAUGACAAAUUGACUCAUAGUUUCAACUAUCAUAGACUGUUCGCAUUAUCAAAUAUUCAACCCAAUCUCCUAAUAUCAGGAAAACGUUUAUCCAUUUUGGGUGAAUUUUGUGGAAACCCCGAAUUUGACUUUGGGGGAAAGCAACAUGGUUUUUGAUAGAUUCCUAAUAAUGCCUGAUCAAUUAGAUUAAUCUCAUCAUAAGAAAAGAUUCGGAUAUAUCCUUGGAACGAAUUCUUCCUGUAAAUGUCAUUUUCGAGGAUUUUUCAUAAUGAUACAAGAAUUCACUGAUGAAAUUGUUCAUGGGGUUCAAUGUUAUUCACAAUGUUCAGAAACCAAAUCAUUUGUCGAGUUACAAAUGCAAACGGAAUCUUAUCAAGUGUUUCAUCGUGGUACGCAAUCGAGACGGUAUAAAACUCAAGAACUUCAAACAAGCUUUUGUCUUCAAGAUGAAACACUGCAUGAUGACAUACUUACUAACAACGAUAAGUUGACUGAAGAAACAAGAAUAUUAUGUUUUCUUAAACGUACUGAGCCAAUCGUUACAAAAGAGAUACAAAAAAAUAUCCACUCCAAAGUGUUUAGACAAUCACAGUCAAGAAGACUAUUUUAUAGAAAUAAUGCAUCGGUGAAACAUACACUCAUUCUAAAUGAAGCAAAAGAAUCCAAAUUAUCUGUUACAGGAUUAUCUUGGAAUUCUAAUGGGACACUAUUAGCGAUAUCAUAUGGAUCAUUGUGUCAUACUGAUUGGUGUACACAUAAUGGCAUGGCUGCACUUUGGAAUGUGUCAAAUGAAACAUUGGUAAUCAAUACUCCUCAGCAAAAAUAUGUAACAGAUACUUGUCUAAUGUGUAUUAAAUUUCACCCAACAGUUCCAUCUUUGUUAGCUGGAGGGACAUUUACAGGAGAUUUAGUCGUCUGGAAUCGUACCAACGAAAAUGAUCAUCUAUUAACCAGUAUCGGAAGUAUGCACAGUGGUCAUAAGGAUUGUAUCAAUCAAAUCAGUUGGAUACGAAAUAGUCUAGAGUCUAACUUACAAAAUCUAACUUCCGAAAAAAUCAGUCGGUAUACAACAACUUAUAGGUUAUUAAGUUCAGGAAGUGAUGGAAGAAUUGUUUGUUGGCGAAUUGAUCUGUGUCACUUAGGAAAUGUGAACUGUGUUAAGAUUUUUCAAAUAAGACAUAAAGAUCAGAGUCCUUUACCAAUAUCCAACCAUUUUAAUUCAUUAAAGAAAUGCAGUCUCUUUCGGUCAGAUCUAUCCGAAACAAUAAAUAGUGACAGAGCAGUUAAUAUAACUUGUAUUUCAUUAGCUAAAAAUGAUCCAGAAAAAUUUGUUGUUGGAACAGAAACAGGAGGACUAUUAAUAUGUCAAAUAAAUUCUGUUAACUGGAAUGAAACAUAUAAAGAAUCCUUGGAAGAAUACAUACAGUCACCGGUUAGAUUUUCACUUACUCGUCAAGAUGGUCCGAUUUAUUCAGUAGAUUGGAGUAAAUUCUAUCCCAACCUUAUUAUAGCUUGUGGGUUCAAUCAUUGUAUUCAGCUUUUCAAUGUAUUACAAAAAUCCCCAUUAAUAAGUUUAGAUCCAAAUUAUGGUUCAAUACUUGUUGUUGAAUUUUCCUCAUAUUUAUCAAAUAUUUUUAUCUGUAUAACCGAAUAUCAUCAUAUACUUAUUUAUGAUUUAACUGGUGAUGAAGAAAUUAAUCUAAUGUACAAUUGUUUUAAUGAAGAGAAACUGUAUAGUCUUCAACCUGAACUACUGUAUACAUUGACAUCUCAAAUUGAUAAUGAUAUUCAAAGUACAAUUGUAUCUGCGAAACUUAAUGAAAAAGAUUCUAAACUUGUUGCUACUGGAAGUACAAGUGGGAUUGUUUAUGUAUGGGAUUUUGGUAAUCUAAUCAAUGAAUUAUCGUUAAAAGUAAUAAAUACAUGAUAAUUAUACAUAUUUCCUAGUUCUAUAAUGAAGUGAUUUAUUCACUUAUUCAGCGUUUUAAUUUACAACUUGUGAACUGGAUUACUUCAUCCAUUUAUUCAUUAAUCCGUUUGAUUUCUUCUGAUGUUUCACUAUGGUAAGGUAUGACUACAGUGUACUUCCAUUCUUUUCGUAUAUUAUCUAGUUUAGUUUUUCUUUCAUUUUUAAUAAUCUUCUUUAAAAACCUUUUUGGGUAGUUGUUAUCCCUAAGAGUAGAAAAUACUUUAUUUAAUUCGCUUCGUUGGUCUUCCUUGUCUGUAACAAUCUUAGUACUUCUGUUCAUUAGAUUUUUUACCACAUUAAUUUUCGUGCUCUGUGAAUGGGCUGAAUUAAAAUCCAAGUAUCUCUCG